AUGCCAACAGUAUCCAUCAAAUGUAGAGUUCGAGCUCUAUACCCAUUCAAAUCGAACGAUCCAUCCUCGCUCAGCUUCGACCAAGGCGAUUCCAUUGAGGUGCUCACCAAAUUAGAGUCCGGAUGGUGGGAUGGUUGGUGUAAAGGUGCUCGUGGCUGGUUUCCCAGCAACUAUGUGGAAAUAAUUGAAGAGUACAAAGACGAAAGUUGCUUUAUUGCGGACCACGCUGUUCCUUUGCGGAGAAACAAUGAAUAUCGACUGAGUUUACCUAUGACCAAUAUAGGCACGACAUUACCGCCCAAUUGGUCUCUUCAAAUGACCGAAGACAAAUCAGGCUGCUAUUUCUAUAACCAUGCUACUGGAGAAAUGCGAUCGACACAUCCAGACGAC
This is a messenger RNA of Radiomyces spectabilis, 390 nucleotides long. RefSeq names its product SH3 domain-containing protein. Gene Ontology annotation, molecular function: protein binding. The record is from RefSeq and is a predicted model, not a curated record. The annotation marks the transcript as partial. NCBI's taxonomy places the organism in Eukaryota, Fungi, Mucoromycota, Mucoromycetes, Mucorales, Radiomycetaceae. The transcript is spliced from 4 exons.